AUGAAAAUUGAUUCAAAAAUAUACCAAGAAGCCCACCGGUUGGCACUGAUGCCGCGCAUGAAAAUGUUAUUCUAUGGAAUUGUGUGCGGGGCCGUCGUCCCGACGAUGUAUCUCAGAUCCUAUUACCUUCCCCGGAUUCACAAGCAGGAGGCGAAAGAAGUCAGUUCUUUGGGCUCCAAAGUUAAACACCUGGAGGAGCGCACCGCAAAUAUUGAGAAUCCAUCUGCGAGUCCGUCUCAGGCUGCCAUCAAUCUAUUGAGAUCCAGUGAGGAUUUGGGCGCAUUGGCCGGAGUUGGUGACAUUCCAAUCGCCGCGUGGCACAUCCGCGGGCGCAAUAAAUAUGCCAACGACGAACGCUAUCGGAAACUAGUGGAGGAAGCAAAUGCUAUCAUGUUUUCCUCGAUUAUGUAG
Molecule: messenger RNA, 411 nt
Organism: Lachancea dasiensis
Lineage: Eukaryota; Fungi; Ascomycota; Saccharomycetes; Saccharomycetales; Saccharomycetaceae
Source: the annotation of a GenBank genome assembly